This is a messenger RNA of Salvelinus sp. IW2-2015, 1869 nucleotides long. NCBI's taxonomy places the organism in Eukaryota, Metazoa, Chordata, Actinopteri, Salmoniformes, Salmonidae. The record is from RefSeq and is a predicted model, not a curated record.
GGGAGGGGUAGAACAGGAGGGGGGGAGUAGAGAGGAGGUGUAGAGGCAGCGGAAGAGAAUGUGGAGGAAGUAGAUGAGUUGGAGGAGCAGAUAAGGGAGGUGUUUCUCAAAGGAUUGCUGCCAGAUGAGUCAGGGGAAGAUGAGGGACUAAAAGAGGAGAGUAUGGAAGAGGCAGAGGAAUCUGAAGAAGGGUGGUCAAAUGUGGCGAGCACCUCCUCUGUGGUACGGAGAGUAGAGUGGAGGACCCAGAAUAGUGUGACUAUAGUGAAAGAGAUGGGCAACAAGGAGAGAUGGAGGAGGGAGACGGUGGAUGUUUCAGACGAGGGAUUGAAAGAGGAUGAAGGAUGGUUAGAGGAGAGGAAGCGUAAGGCUUUGGAGGAAGGGUUGCCAGAGGGCUUGAGGAAAGGAGAGGAGAGAUAAGAGUGGAAAGGAGGAGGAAGAAGGUGACUAUAGUGACACAGGAUGAGAGUCUUCCAGAUGAACUAGAGAAGAAAGCAUCUGAGAGGUUGUCAAGGGACCAGAUAGGAGGCCACUUUUAUAAAGAAGGACAACUUAUGGUGAAAUUCAAUGAACUAUUUGCGGCAGAGAAGUUAGGGUUACCGGUAGUUACAAUUCAGCAGUGGCUCCAAGAACAGGAGUGUCAAGAACAGGAAAAGGUCAGGGAGAGAAAACAGGAGGAGAGAGUGGAACAGGGGAAGGUUUCAGGCAAGGGAUUGAUAGAGGUGAAAGGAGGUCUAGAGGAUAGAUGCGGCAGAUGUCGGAGGAAAGGGUGCCAGAGGGAGAGCAGACUGUGAAGAAAACAAGAAAACAGUGAGAAUAGUGGAAGAAAUGAGGAGACACAGAAGACACUCGAGGAAAAGUCAUCAGAGGACAUUUUAUCAGAGGAAAGGCUGGGAGAUGGUUUUUAUACAGAGGGGGAAGUUUUGGUGAAAUUCAGAAAGGAUGUGGAGAGGGUUCCCAUAGAGUCAGACAAAUGGAGAAGCCCCAAGAGAAGAAGAAGAAGAGGUCGUGGAAGUGAAUAUGCAGCAUCCCAGCCAGAAGACAAGGACGAUUGGGUUGUGCUGCUGGACAGCCUCCCACAUAGACUCUUUAUAAGCCUCCAGUCAUGCCAGUCGACUCCGCUCUGGUGCCUGUGGUCUCCACAAGAUUCUCUGUGGUGUUAGUAGACACGGUCGAGCAGAGAGCACCAGAGAGGGAAUGCAUUGAAGUGGAGGCCACACAGCAACAGCCUGAAAGGGGGUUGGUGGAAGGACGGAGACCGUGGCAAAUGCAGGAGAAUGAUUGGUGUAUGCUCUUGGACCUGGCUGAUCGUGUUCCUUCAGGUGUACCACCACACCAGUUUCAGCUUCUUUGCAAGAGCAAGUUCAGGUGUACGUAGAGGAAACCAUCUCUUCCAUGGUUAAAGUGAUGACAGUAGUGCAGAGAGAGGAGAGCAGGGUGACUGUAGUGGAGGAGAUGGAGUUACAGGAAGACCAGAGCCGUCUGGAACAGAAACCGUCACAGUCACAGAGAGAGAUGGAAGAUGACUGGGUUGUCCUGCUGGACAUUGUUCCCAGAGAACCAUCUGUGAUUCCGUCAGUUUCUCUGGCUGUUAGCGAUAGGGUAUACCCAGAGGUUGUGCCAGCCAAACAUCUGACCAUUGAGCCUGAACCAGGAGUGUUUGUGGUGGAAGCAGUCAGAUCCCUUCCUGAAGACGUUGCCCUGGAGGGUAAGGCAAACAACCGCAGAGAGAGCUGGAUGAUGAUUGGUUUUUGCAGCUGGAUGUUGCCCCUAAAAUAGCAGGUCCAGCCGCUCAGCCCAAACCCACAGUGGUGGUUGCUGAGGAGAAGAGACCGCUGUUUGAGAGGAGGGUUCUGGAGAAGAGACCAG